GUUUCUGUCUUUAAACGAUAAAAACGGGAUUAUGGAUCUACAAUUAGUUGACGCUAUGAUGCAACUUUCACCAUCAAGAAGAGCCACCGUUAAAAGAGUGCUGGAGUGUGCAAUCCAAAACCAUUCUCCAAAAAGAAGAUGCUUACAAAAAGAAGAGGAAGAAGAGUGUGCGACUGGUACUGUUUGCGUUGAGCCAAGAUUACAAAGUAGUGACCAAUCAAUACAACAGGAUUAUGUUGAUGAUGUAUAUACUUCUCGAUUUAGGACGUUUACACAAGCUCUCGGUGGACAGUGUUCAAGUGAUGAUGAUGAUGAGACUCCUUCUCCUUCUUCUUCUGAGACGGUGGAACAAAGAAUCAUACCGUUCCAGCAACAACAAGUAGACGAGUACGAAGACGACGUCGUUUCUACCGAGCUUACAUUGGGAAGUAGUAGCGCACAGUCAUCACGAAAGCUUUCUAAUUAUGAUGGAAAUCUUUCUCCCUCUCAUUAUAAUGAACCUUGGUCCGAAGAUGAUGCACCUGCUGUCUUUCUCCUCCAGCUAUCCCGUAAUUUGCCUACACAAAGACAACCGCAACCACUACGGAUACAACAUCAACCACAAACUCAGACGGACACACCGCAGAGGUUUGAUUCCUACAAGUGUGAUGUAUGUGGAAAAGAGUUUACUUCGUACCAAGCCUUAGGCGGACACAAGGCUAGCCACCGAGUUAAGCUGCAACCACUUGUUGAAAACGCAAACGCAGAAGCAGGAGGGAAAACGCGGCCAAGGAUGGCCCCAUCCGGUAAAAUACACAAGUGUUCUAUAUGUCACGUUGAGUUUCCUACUGGACAAGCUCUCGGUGGACACAAACGUCGUCACUAUGGUGGCAUUCUAGGCGGUCACAAACGUAGUCACGACGACGAGGUUAUAUCGGGAGACGAUAAGUCCAGCAGUCCCACCAAUCAUGACAGUGUUGAGUCGGAUAGAAGAGACAAGUACAGUCCCAAUCAUGAGAGUGUUGUGUCGGAUAGAACGCAGAAUUUUUUAAGAUUGUUAGAUCUCAAUGAACAUCCAUUGCCUGAGUUUGAUGAUAACAUCAGCCGAGACGUUGAGGAGGCUGAAAGUGCAAUUGUAGCGAACAAGCUGUUACAAUUGCUCAAAUACUAAUCAGGAUUUUUCUAAGUGUUGUUUUUUGUUUGUUCAUUCUUUGAGUUGACCAACCUAACUAACAUAUGAUAUCUAGUUUUUGAUUUUUCACAUUUAUUUAGUUGUUUUUGUAUUAUAUAAAAAAGCAAAAGAAAUUGGUUCA
Molecule: messenger RNA, 1292 nt
Organism: Raphanus sativus (radish)
Lineage: Eukaryota; Viridiplantae; Streptophyta; Magnoliopsida; Brassicales; Brassicaceae
Exons: 1
Coding region: 32-1150 (372 amino acids)
Molecular function (GO): DNA-binding transcription factor activity
Source: RefSeq, a predicted model, not a curated record